UUGUUUUUUAUAAAAAAAAAAAAAAUGUUAUCUAUAAGAAAAUGUAACAUAUAUGAUUUGUUAUCCAUGCAACAAUGUAAUAGUAUAAAUUUACCAGAGAAUUAUAAUUUGAGAUAUUAUUUUUACCAUGCCUUAUCAUGGCCAUACUUAAGUCAAAUUGCUGAAGAUGUAAAUGGAAAAGUUUGUGGAUAUUCUUUGGGGAAACUUGAAGAAGAUAAUGAAUAUAAAGGUCAUUUAACUUCAGUUGCAGUUUUAAAAACAUAUAGAAAAUUAAAAUUAGCUUUUUAUUUAAUAUUACAAACACAUCAACAUUUAAAAGAUAUUUAUCGAGCAAAUAAUAUAUGUUUACAUGUGAGAGUAAGUAAUAACGCUGCUUUAAAUCUAUAUUAUAAUUUAUUGAAUUAUAAGGUUAACGGUAUAGAAACGCAAUAUUAUGGAAAUAAGGAAAAUGCCUAUUUAAUGGAGCACGUUUUUGCAAGGUAG
This is a messenger RNA of Plasmodium reichenowi, 483 nucleotides long. Its product is annotated as N-acetyltransferase, putative. Lineage: Eukaryota; Apicomplexa; Aconoidasida; Haemosporida; Plasmodiidae. Gene Ontology annotation, molecular function: protein-N-terminal-glutamate acetyltransferase activity; protein N-terminal-serine acetyltransferase activity. Gene Ontology annotation, biological process: N-terminal peptidyl-glutamic acid acetylation. The transcript has a single exon. The record is from RefSeq and is a predicted model, not a curated record. Gene Ontology annotation, cellular component: NatA complex.